Trematosphaeria pertusa is the source of this 3201-nucleotide messenger RNA. RefSeq names its product ARM repeat-containing protein. Gene Ontology annotation, cellular component: cytoplasm. The record is from RefSeq and is a predicted model, not a curated record. The coding region runs from base 189 to 2921 and encodes 910 amino acids. The transcript is spliced from 5 exons. Gene Ontology annotation, molecular function: mRNA binding. Gene Ontology annotation, biological process: post-transcriptional regulation of gene expression. Lineage: Eukaryota; Fungi; Ascomycota; Dothideomycetes; Pleosporales; Trematosphaeriaceae.
UCUCUUCUCAUUUCUAUCAAACCUACCGCGCCGGUCCGCCUGCCUCCUACGUCACACGUGCUACGUGUUUUCCGUUUCGACAAGUUGCGCUUGACAGUCCGUGUGACCCGCUGACUGCUUGUUAGCUCGAAAAGAAGAAGCUUGAGUACGAAUAUCUGAAGGAGCAGCGACGACGUUUUGAAGCCGAAAUGGAGCUCAUUGAUUUGCAGUCUCGUCGCGACGAAGAGGAGAUCAGUCGCCUCUCUUCCGACAUCAAGUACGGCAAGCAUAGUCAACCGACUACCCCGCCUGAGUACGGCGAGACCACCGGCUUCCCGACUGCCCUCUCACGUCCGAACCGAUUCAGCAUGUCUAGCAUCACCCCAGGCAUGAGCACUCCCCGUGGUAGCCGCUCCGGCUCCCAGAUUACCUCUCCCCCAUCUGCUUCUCAGGGCAACGGCUAUCUCCCGUCCAAGUCCAUGCCGGGCUCCCGCCGCGGUUCUGACGAGGACGGCGACGACUUCGACAAUGACGACUUUACCCCGAUGAGCCCGGUCUUCCGCAACCACAACCGCAUGUCCAUGCCCGUUACCAACCUUGAUCUGCGCGGUCGCAACGAUCUCCCAGAUCUCGCUGCAGUUCUCGGAACUAUCAACACCGCUGCCUAUCUCUUUGGAGACGAGGAGAAGCAGAACCCCGACGCCUCUCCCGACGUGAAGUCCUACCUCCAGAUGAACACCACGGACGACAAGUUCCCCAUCCUGGUACGUCGUAAUGCCAACGGUAAUGGCAUGGAGUUGUCUGCCUCUUCUGCUGCACUUGAUCUUGCUCUUUCACAAUCGCCAGGUCCGGACGGCCAGUCCAAUGGUUGGCCUAGUUACCGCCACCGCCAAGCACAGCAGUCGCUCCCUACUAACACUUUUCGCAAGGGCUCCCAGGUUGACGAGUACGAGACUGGACAAGCCAACAACAACGUCGAGACCACCCCCACCAAGUCCAUGGGUGGCAAUCGCCGUUCCGUUGAGUUCAGCUUCAGCCCGAUGAACUCAGCUUCGAAGCGCUCUAGCUACCAUGCUAGCCCUUCCAACGGCAUGCCCAAGCUGCAGCAGUCGUACUCCACCAGUGAUGUUCCAACCCUGAAGAACGGCGACGGAGUGAACGGUGUCGGUGCCUCGGGGGUUAACUCUCACGCAGAGCAGCACCUCCAGAACCACAACGCUAGCCUGGGUCGUAUACCACCGAGCGCUCUCUCCAACCGCCACAGCCGAGAGCUGUCUACUGGCUACAAGGACCAGGAGUAUCGUCCAAUGCAGUCCGGACUUCAUGCUAGCGCCGCUCCCUUCGGCCCUUCCACCACCUCCGCAGCCCCAGUCAACGCUUCCGCUGCUUCCACCAUCGGCUCCCCGACUAUGUCGCAGUACUCCACCAGCACUGCUACUACCGCCCCGUACUACGGCUACGGCAUGUCUAUGCUGAAUGGUGCCAUGAGCGGCCUCUCUCUUGGCGGACCCCAGGUCGGCGCGCCUCCCCCAUACUACCCUAAUGGUGGCAUGUACUCCGGUGUUCCGCAGACCUUCAAUCCGUAUGCCACGUAUGGUCCGAAUGGUCGCGUCCAGGACAGCCAGGCUCGAGUCAUCCAGACCCGUCGUAUGCAGAACGAUGCCAACCGGUUUGUCAACUACGACCUGAAGACCAUGGCUCCCCAUGAGAUCUAUACCCUGUGCAAGGACCAGCAUGGCUGCCGCUUCCUCCAGAAGAAGCUUGAGGAACGCAAUACCGAGUACCUGCAGAUUAUCUUUGACGAGACUGCUCCGCACGUUGUCGAGCUGAUGACUGAUCCCUUCGGCAACUAUCUCUGCCAGAAGUUGCUUGAGUACACCAACGACGAGCAGCGCAACACACUCGUGCGCAACGCUGCUCCGUCUUUGGUCCAGAUCGCCCUCAACCAGCAUGGUACCCGUGCGCUCCAGAAGAUGAUCGAGUUCAUCUCUACCUCGGAGCAGAUCCAGAUGAUCAUCAAUGCCCUGGGCGGUCAGGUUGUCGAUCUUAUCCAGGACCUGAACGGCAACCACGUCAUCCAGAAGUGCUUGAACCACCUCAAGUCCGAGGACGCCCAGUUCAUCUUUGAUGCUGUCGGCAAGCACUGCAUCACCGUCGGCACGCACCGUCAUGGCUGCUGCGUUCUCCAGCGCUGCAUCGACCAUGCCUCCGGCUUCCAGAAGGUGCAGCUUGUUCGCCAGAUCACUGCUAAUAGCUUCCACCUGGUGCAGGACCCGUUCGGCAACUACGUCGUCCAGUACAUUCUCGACCUCAACGAUCCGAGCUUCACGACGCCGUUGUGUGUCGGCUUCCAAGGCAAGAUUUCUGAGCUGUCGAGGCAGAAGUUCAGCUCCAACGUUAUCGAGAAGUGCAUCCGUUGCGCUGAUGCAUCCACCAAGGCCCUCAUGAUCGAAGAGCUGAUGGACCCGAACGAGUUAGAGAAACUCAUGCGCGAUUCGUAUGGCAACUACGUCAUCCAGACUGCUCUUGAGUUCGCUCCGGCGGAUCUGUGCCUCCACCUCAUCGACAGCAUGCGCCCGAUCCUGCCAGCUAUCCGCCAGACUCCGUACGGUCGUCGCAUUCAGAGCAAGGUCCAAGAGCGUGAGUCUCGCCUGGCUGCCUACACUGGUCGUGCUUCUGGACACGUUUCCCCGCACAGCAUCUCCAACACCCAAUCCCCAGAGACGGCUACGGCGUUCACUGGUCAAGUUCCUGGAUCCUCUGGCUAUCCGGCCCCUCCUAUGUACACCGCCGCUGCCAACUAUGGCUCCAACAUCGCUUCGCCCCAGCCGCACCGCAUGAGCAAUCCGCCGCUUCCAAACCAUCUGCAGAACUCUGUACAAAACCAGACCUACCAGCAGUUCGGCCUUGCUCAGGCCAACGGCAUGGGCAACUUCUUCUAGGCGCUGAUGGUCUAUGACGACGUUACGACCUAACUAACGACUCACGGCCGCCCUCGCUCAAAUACGUUACCCGGGACAUCGCCAUCAAUACGCUUUAUCCUUACCAGUUGUCAAUCUGUCGAGCUGGUGUUGGUCGGCUAUUUCUCGAGGAGCGAUCUCUUUCAUAUCUUACGAUUUGCCAGCCAUGAGUUGAGACCGAUUUCUUUGAGCUGCUGCUCACCAUUUCAGUCAUAUCGAUCGUCGGUUGGCAAGCCGCUCUGUACAGUAUCCUUGCGACACG